UGUUUUCCAGCUGUCUGUUCACCGUUUACACCUGCCGUUAUUCAUAUCCAUGCAUCACCUCAAGUUUGACAGCGGCGCGUAGUUUUGUUGCACGGGCUCUUUGAUUUAAGUGCCGGGACUGGGAGCGAGCGAUGUCGGAGGAGGAGGGCCGGGUGGCAAUAACAACAACACGGCGCGCCGCUGCUGUCCCGUUAGCAUCGCAGCGUCCUCUGGUCCAUGUCGUUUAACCCCGCUGGUCGACUUCACCCGUCCCCGCCUGCACUCCAGUCCAGUCUAGUCUUGUCCCGAGACCCGCCGUGAUGGCUGAGGAGGACCCCCAGCAGCAGCAACAGCAACAGCAGCAGCAGCAGGCGGACCGCGGGGCGGGGAGCCUGCCCGGCCUGCUCUCCGGACUGCAGGGCGCCGAGGCCAGUGCUCUGCAGCUCAGGAUCAAGAACUCCAUCUGCAAAUCUGUUCAGUCAAAAGUGGAAAACAUUCUGCAAGAUGUCGAGAAAUUCUCAGACAUUGAAAAACUCUACCUCUACCUUAAGUUGCCUUCUGGUCCCAGCAGCAGCACUGAUAAAAGUGACCAGAGCGCCCUGUCUUCAAGCCGUACACAGCAGAUGCAUGCGUUCAGCUGGAUCCGCAACCAUUUAGAGGAAUACCCAGAGACCUCUCUUCCCAAACAGGAGGUCUAUGAUGAAUACAAGAGCUUCUGCGACAAUCUUAAUUACCACCCCUUGAGUGCUGCAGACUUUGGAAAAAUGAUGAAAAACGUCUUUCCGAACAUGAAGGCGCGUCGACUUGGCAUGAGAGGAAAAUCAAAAUAUUGCUACAGUGGACUAAGGAAGAGACCCUUUGUUCACAUGCCAUCAUUACCAACUCUGGAUCUCCAUAAAACAGGCGAAGGACUCCAGUGUGAUGUCCUAGAGUCACCGGGCCAGCUGAGCAGCAUAAAGGAGGAGGUGCGAUUUGCAGCCUGUGAUCUGGUGUGUGAGUGGGCCCAAAAGGUGCUGAAACGCCAGUUUGAUGCUGUGGAAGAUUUGGCUCGCUUCCUGAUCGACAGCCAUUACAUCAGUAACAAGUCUCUGGCAGCUCUUACCAUUGUGACCGGCACAGCAACAGAGGCAAAGACUCCACAGUCUGUCUCAGCAUUUAUCCCCACUGCUGAGGCUCACUCCAUCCAGCCUCACAUGACAACCCUGUCGUCGCCUUCCGUCGAUGCAAAGCAGCAGCUCCAGAGGAAGAUCCAGAGAAAGCAGCAACAACAAGAACAGAAGCUGCUCUCUCCUUUACCUGGAGAGGGACAAACCAAGAGAACAGAUGACAGUGGGCCUUGUGGUAGCCCCACCCCUCCGUCACCUCAGCCAACCAUAGGCAUUAUGGUCGCUGCUGUCCCCAGCCCCAUCACGGUACAGAGAAGCAGGCAGCUGAUGUCUCCCAGUCCAGUGGGAACUGUGGAGAGCAAGGUGCUGCCUAUUAACUUCCAAAUGGUGACACCGCAGGUUCAGCCGGUGAAACAGAGCCCCAAAACCCCGCAAAAUAUUCUGCCCAGUCCAGCUGGGGAACGCACUGCUCGGCAGCGCUACGCUCAAAUCCUGCCCAAACCUUCGGCCACGACUGCUAUCGCUUUGCGCUCGCCCUCCACCAUGAUCAUCGCAAACAGCCCCAUUAAGACUGUGAUGACUACUUGCCAUGUCAGCCCAGUCAGUUUGGUCAAGAUGACGGCCAUAUCGCUGGCACCCAACAGCAGCAGUACCACCGCGUCCCUCAUGAACACAACUCUGCGUCCGGCAUCUGCUUGUAUCAGCAGUUCUGCAGUUGCAGAAGACGUCUGCUCCAAUCAGACCAUGAGGAGUGCCUCUGCAGUCCCCAUUCUGUCCACGAUGGCCAGGCCAGAGCAGUUUACUAACGCUCAUGGCAUCGAUGUUGAAAUGGAAGUCGAAGCCAUACAUAAAAACAGCCAAAUGCAAAAUCCUACCAGUCUCAUUUUGACUCAAGGAACAAUGGCAAAUAGGAGUGGAGAGGCUGUACAGAGGGCUGCCAGUGUGCCCAUACCUCAAACUAAAGGCUUCUUGGGUCUGGAGGAAACAUCUAUCACUAAAUGCAAUGGGAAGUCCUCUUCAAGCGCUCACACUGCCGUGGCAGCCGAAAGCAGCAAUACCAGAUCUAAUGAUACAAGCACUUUGCACUUAACUCCCUCCGCUCAGAAUACCAGCGCUGUUUCUUUAUCAAACACCAGCAGAGCACCUUCAAUGGGGGAAAGCAGCAGUGUAACAUCAACCAAGGAAGGUUUCUUGUCCACUAAGAACCUCAGGAAACGCUCGGGCCUCAGCCCAGAGCUUUCACCAGUCAAAAGGGUUUUUAUGCCCCAACAGCCAGUAGGGGACACUGUUGGACUUGGAUAUGGCAUCAGAAACAUGGUCGGUUAUGGUCCCAGGCCUGGAGCUCCAGCUAGACCUGAAAGUGCACCAGCCACCAGGGAGGUGGAGGUGAAAAUGAACUCUGUCUUGUCCACUCAAGUCCAUGCACUCAGCACUUCCUCUUUCAGAACCAGUGGCUUUUACUCUGUUGCCAAAACACAGAGCUCAAUGCAGAGGAAAAACACUUCCACUGUUAUGGAAACUAGCACCUCAGUCAGUCACGCAUUAAUACAGCAACAGCAGGGGCACACAGUGGCUAACGUGCAUGUCAUACCUAAUAACCCCGGCCUCCAGAAACAUUCAGGUGUGAGUGAUGUUAGAAGUUCAAAUUCAAGCGUAGGGAGUCUGGAAGGAGCUCAGCAACAGGCCUACACUCAGUCUAACCCUGCUCCCGAACCCUUCGAGUUUUUGAGUCAAGCUUCAUCAUCCAUUCAGCUCCCUAUGCAAACAGAUAUGGACUACUUUCCCUUUGACGAUGAUGUGACUCAGGACAGCAUUGUGGAGGAGCUGGUGCAGAUGGAGGAGCAGAUGAAACUGAAGAACCUGCAGGAGUUUGGAGACUGUGUCACACUGCAAGGCCAGCAGGCUGUGGUGCCAGACAACAUGAUGUCCACUAAUCAUACAAUGGCCGCUUUCUAUCAUGCUGCAAACAGCAGCGGCAACCUAAUCCAAACUCCGACCCCGACACCCACUCCCACACCGACAUCAGAGAUGAUGGGAGGAGCUCAAGGCCUCACCGGAGAGAGCCCCUGCUCCCGCAUCACCUCCACCACCCCGGUGGACAGUGCGCUGGGAAGCAGUCGUCACACCCCGGUUGGCACUCCGCACUCCAGCUGCAGCAGCACUGUGCCUCCCAGUCCAGUGGAGUGCAGGAACCCGUUUGCAUUCACACCCAUCAACUCCAGCAUCACUGGCUUCCAUGAUGGCAGCACCGUCUCCAGCAGUCCUGUCAAGCCCAUGCAGAGGCCGAUGGCCACCCACCCAGACAAGACCAGGCUGGAGUGGAUGAACAACAGUUACAGCAGCAGCAGUGGGAGCUUAAACAAGUCAAACAGUGGAAUGGGAAUCCUCCCCAGUUAUCAACGCCUGAUAGAUGACCAUUUUCAAAAACCUCAUGCCUUUGCCGUCCCUCACGCACGGCACCACGACAGCAGUUUUGGCCGCUUGACUCCCAUCUCUCCUGUGCAGCAGCAGGUAGCUAGCAUGGCUAACAUGGCCAAGCAGGAGGGUUUUGCUGUGCCUGCCCCUCUGGAUAAUAAAACCGCCAACGUACCUGCCUCAAAUUUUCGAUGUCGCAGUGUGAGCCCCGCUGUGCAUCAGAGGAAUUUUAGUGGAAACACAGGAAACAGUGGCCUCCCCAGUGUAUUUCGUUCAGCGGUGUCUCCCUUUAACUCUCCUGUGACGCCCGAAGUGUUGAACAUCUUUGCAAACAGCCAGACAAACCUUGGGGUGAGCAGCAUGGCUCAGCGGAGCCGUUCUGUGCCACUCAACAUCAUGAUGCAGACUGAGGUCCCGCCCACACCAAUGCAACAAUGCAACAGCAAAAACAUCUCCAGUGUCCUCCUGAGCAAGCUGGAUGGAGACCAGGAUGAUGCUUUGCGGGGUCUGGGCAUUAAUAAUUUACCCUCCAGCUACACUGCACGUAUGAACCUCACCCAGAUCCUCGAGUCUGAACCCAACCUCUCCCGCACUGACAACCACCACAGCCUGAUGACCUCGAACACCACCAGCACGUGCAAGUUGCAGAGGCCAGAUUACCUCAUAGGAAACGCUAUUACCGAACAAAUGAUUCUCUCUGCAAGUGACAGCCAAAUACAGUCAGCCUCUGGAGAGCAUCAGCAGGCCCAGUCUAUGCUGUUAACCAUGAACCCGCAUCAGCAGCAAGAAGGACUACAGCAGCAUCAGCAGCUGGAUUUCAGCAGCACUGUCAAAGACCUCCUGACAGAUAACAGCCUCGCUCCAGGCAGUCAGCUCAUCGAACAGGUGUCGGAGCUGACUACAGGCGGGGCAGAUUUCCCUUGUGAAAUCAGAAUGACAUCGGAGCUCUCCAGUAGCAUCAAUGACCUUAACUCACUGGACACAAACCUUCUGUUUGACCCCAACCAGCAGCAAGAGCAAUAUCAAAAUGCUACUCCGGAGGAGUUGGUGAAUGAUCGGCUGUUUCAGCAAAUGACCAGCGAGUCGGCGCAUUCAGGUGCACUCGAUUGGUUAGAAAGCAAAGAUCAUCCAACUGUUGGGUUGAUGGGUUGAGAAUGGAGCUUUUUAAAAUCGUGUUGAUCAUGUUAAUCUGUGGUUGCUGUUUGUUUUAUAUAUUUUCAGGCAUUUAUACUUAAUGAUGCAACACUGGACACAUGGGAGUUUGUCCAGUUUAAGUGCCAGGCUGAACUGCAAAGAUGCUGCAACGCUCUGAUUAAAAUGCUGGUCAUUUUCCUUUCAUCAGAGAACAUCACCUCACAUUGUUUGAUCAAGUGCAUUUCCAACAGGUAAACAGAGGUUACUACAAAAGAAAACAAAAAUCCUAAUCCUAAACCUGUUUUAUUGAAUUGUGUUUGAGAUUUGACUAAAGAAUCAAUGAUUUAAAAAAAAAAACAUAACAGAGCCAUGAAUUUCUUAGUCUAAAGAAAUGUGGAAAUUAAUGAAACAAGAUUAUAAUUAGUCUUUUACCACAAUAUUUCUCUAUCUCAUUGUAUCUAAAUCUAAAGCAUUAUGUAAUUAGAGCAUAAGGCAUCCAUGUAAAUCCAUUUAAUAUAUUCUUAUUAUCAAUCAUCACUGAUGAUUCAUGACACAACAGUUUGCUUGAAACAUAUAAUGUGGUUGAGUUUAAAAUAAUACAAGUUUAAGCCAUAUAUUUAAUCAUAAACAUAAUAGUGGAUUAUAUGAAGAGUAUUUGCUACUACUUUGGAAGUGUACCACAGCCACAAAAGGAAGUGAUAGAAGUAAUAUAAGUGAUGUAAUUGUGGUUUCCAAAGUCCAAAUUUCUGGUUGUCAUAUCCACAGUUUUCAAGUUUUGAAAUGUUAUUCCUUCAUUAUCACAGACUUUGAGCCUUAGAAUCAUCCUAGAAAUUUGAAGUCAACCUCUGUUCCAAACAGAGAUCACAAACUUGUACAUGGUGACAGCAGUAAUAAUAAUUGGGCCUCUUUAGGCACACUGCUUUAUUUUUAGUAACAUUUUGCAAAGGUUUGGAAAAGGGUAUCCUUUUUUAAUCAUAAUUAUAAAGCUCCAAUGAAUCCCUUUAAUGUACCAGCAUUAACAAAUGCUUUUGUUAAUUGUUUAAUCCAAAGAUAUAAAAAAUAUCAGCAAGUUCUGUCAGUGGUUCAGAGUUGUUUAGUGUGGAUACAUUAAGCCACGUAGGAUGAGCUCCAUGAUUCAAGUCCUAAGUAUAGCUUUAAUUAUGUGUCUAUUUACAUGGCAUUUACAUGUCACACAGAGGAUUGUGAAGGCUUGUGCUAUACCUUUAAUGUGGUAUUGCUACAUACAACAUGAGCCAAACAAGCUGCGAAAAAUGAGGGCUCAACCACUGGAGAAAAAAGGGAAACCAUUUACCUAAGUAACCUAACCUAACCCCCCUGAACGGGGGUUUACUGCACAUACGAAGUACGAAUCCUAUAUAAAGGAAGAAUCACGGAAUGGUAAAAAAAAAAAAAAACAACAAAAAAAAACAUUGAAAUCCUCAGCACUCAUUUAAUGCAUUAUUUGUAUUGUGUGCCAAUCACUCUUGAGGUGAAGGUUUUCAUCUCAAAAUAAGUAGAUAAAGGUGAAAGGAACUUAAUAAACAUUUCAUCAUACAUUGCACUGACAAUCUGUAAUAAUUGUGUUUCUAUACAAAAUGCACUGUGUUUGGUUUGGAUGAUAAAGGAAUAUUUUCACUGCCUGUCCUGAGGAAUGAAUCAAAAUGUGUAACAGCUAUUGAUCAGUUGUGAUCCUGUAGUUUUUACUCUGAGCGGCGUGUAAAGAAGUGAUGCAGCCACUGACUCAAAGGUGCCUCUGAGGGUUUUUGGUUUCUGAGCCUUAUGUCCAUACCAAAGACUUAACUUAAUAUAACCUGCAAUAACGUGCACUGAGAUCGUGGGUGUCCAAUAUAAAUCUUCUAUGUUCUGUCAUGGGAAAAGUGAAAGAUUGGUUACAUUUGCGGCACUGGAAAACAUUUGUUUCUAAAAUGAGUGCAUGAGCACAUUAAUAUUAAUAAUUUCUUUGUUUACUAUUGUCGAUGAUUUUCCAAACCCAACAGGUACAUCAAGGUUUUAUAGAGGCAACAGCAACAAAAAAAUAAAAACCACUGUAAUCUGUUCAUGAACUGUUUCUUUGUGUUAACUUUAGAUCCCUAAGUGUAUAUUGUUGGUCACACUGACUUUAUUUGUUGUACAGAUUGUUGGUGUGGCCAGUUGUCCAGCGUGUUUUUGUUUUAUGAUUAUUUAUUUAGAGUGUGUUGUCUGUACAUAAGGUGUAACCUUGCAAAUCAUAUAAUCUUGUGUAUUCACAAUAAUCUGACUUGCACUGUUUUGUAGCAUACAUUUCUAUGUGUCAGUAUAUUACCGCCUAUCAUAUACAGCACUUUUUUUUUUCAACAGAUGAUUUGUCCAAAAAAUGAUGGUGAAUAAUGAGAAAAUGUAACAAAACUUUCAAGAUUCAGCUUGUCACCUAAAACCUUUCAGAACUGGAUUUUGGCAGAACAUUGUCUAAGAGAGGAUUUGCACAAGUUUUAAAACAUUCAAAUGAGACUAUGCAUAGUUAUAUGCUGUAAUGUUAAUGCCAUGGUAUAUUGCAGAACAUUGAAUCUUUGAGUGUGUUGAUAAUUCGACUGUUGUUUUAUACAGAUUACAGAACUUUUGAAUUCUGUAAAAGCAGAUUGUAUCACUGUAAUAUAUAAUCACACUUUGAGUCUAAUUUGAUAUUGAUUCAGCCUGUUAUCCAGACAAACUUUUCUUAACUUGGCUGUGUGUCCGUGAAAACAUUUGCAUUUCUUUUGUUGGCACUGAUGUUUGUGUUUCAUGAAGACUUUACCCUUCCUCUUGUUGUAAGUGGUUCAGAGCUGUAGAACUGCCCCCCACUGUAGUCAUGUUUUG
Toxotes jaculatrix (banded archerfish) is the source of this 7466-nucleotide messenger RNA. RefSeq names its product DNA-binding protein RFX7-like. Gene Ontology annotation, molecular function: RNA polymerase II cis-regulatory region sequence-specific DNA binding; DNA-binding transcription factor activity, RNA polymerase II-specific. Gene Ontology annotation, biological process: regulation of transcription by RNA polymerase II. The coding region runs from base 300 to 4652 and encodes 1450 amino acids. The record is from RefSeq and is a predicted model, not a curated record. Lineage: Eukaryota; Metazoa; Chordata; Actinopteri; Toxotidae. The transcript has 9 exons.